UGCCACGCCACAAGCAGAACACCCAGCAGUCGAGCGUCUGUAGUGUUGUGAUUCGGAACGAUCCGUACGUCUGUCUGUACGCUGAUUCUGUUCUCUCGUCUUACUUUCUCUGAAACGUUGCGUACCGUGCGCAUACCCUAAGUAGGUACGUACUUUUUUUCGAUUGAACAUAAUCGCCACAAACUUCUGCAUACCUUCCUACCUGCCUGCUGCUCGCUAUCCAUCCCGUUAAACGAGUAGUUUCGUACGUCUUCCUCAUUCGAUUACAAUUACGAAAAUAGUCUUGACGAUCUAUCUCGUCGUGUCAAGUCAGUUCGUUGUUGUGUUGUUAUUAUUAUUAUUAUAGUAUUAAUCCGAUGGGCGCCAAGAACACUCGACGACCUAGACAACAACAACAACGUCUGUGUUGUAGUCUUUCCGUGGCCGGAUAAGCAGCGACCAAAACGUGCGUUUUACUGCUACGGUAACGUCUGCACACGCAUUAAUUUGUGCGUGCGUACGUGCAUGGAGAAAUACAAGCGGCACGUCCUUCUCUGUCGCGACUGACUCGGCUGCUGGACUAGGGACGAAGGUUUUGCGGUUCGUGCGUAGUGUGCGAUCUUUUUUGUGGUUAUUAUUAAUACAAUAAAACGACGGACAUAGGCAGGCAUGUUGCUGAUGCUGGUCGGGAAAUAGUGCUGUUGCAUCUGGUGACGAUGUAUUCGGUGUGAGCCAAGGAACUUGACUUGUUUUAUGCCAAAAUGCUGGACUCCGUGCCAGUUGUUAUUGGAGAAAUGCGAAGAUGUUACUGUGAGGGCCAUUGUCCAAACGAAGAGCCAACGGGUACGUGUGAAAUAAAACAGGGUGGGCAAUGUUUUGCUGCCACGGUCGAGGUCUGGGAUCCGGAUACAAACACAUACGAACCGGAAGUGACGUACGGAUGUUUUCCUGCAGACGAACGGGGCUUAUUGCAAUGCAAAGGUUACCUGGUACCACACCUUCAAAGCAAAUCGAUAGCUUGCUGCAACGAUUAUGACCACUGCAACAAAAAUCUGACGCCUCAAUACGAAGAAAGGACUACAACAGAAGUACCGUCGAUCCUUAAACAGUCUGACAGUCUCCCGUAUAUUGUUUGUCUAGCGUCAGUGACAGUGUGUAUAGCAAUAUUCCUAUUAAUAAUCGCGUUCGUUUUUGUUCGUUAUCGUCGAAAAGAGGAACAGAGAAAACAUUAUGGUGGCAAGCGGUACCCCGAGAAGUACAAUAACAUUGACAUGUUACCGAACAGCACGCUUGCGCAGUUUAUCGAACAGUCAAGUGGCUCCGGAUCGGGACUUCCCCUUCUUGUACAGAGAACCAUCGCGAAACAAAUACAGAUGGUGCACUCUAUAGGAAAAGGCCGGUACGGCGAGGUUUGGUUGGGUCGAUGGUGGGGCGAGAAAGUUGCCGUCAAGGUGUUCUUUACCACAGAGGAACAGUCCUGGUUUCGAGAAACCGAAAUCUAUCAAACCGUACUAAUGAGGCAUGAUAACAUCCUUGGGUUCAUUGCCGCUGACAUUAAAGGAACCGGCUCUUGGACACAGAUGCUUCUAAUCACGCAGUAUCACGAGAACGGAUCGCUUUACGACUACCUCCAGGACCAUGUCCUCGAUCCAUCUUCGCUGCUAGUAAUGGCAUCGUCGAUUGCUGCUGGUUUGUCACAUCUCCAUACCGAAAUUUUUGGUACGAAAGGAAAACCGGCGAUUGCUCAUCGAGACAUCAAGAGUAAAAACGUUCUCGUGAAACGCAACGGCGAAUGCGCGAUCGCAGAUUUCGGACUCGCCGUUAAAUAUUUGAGUGACACCAAUGAAAUUGACGUCCCUCCCAACGAGAGGAGUGGUACCAAGAGGUACAUGGCUCCAGAAGUGCUCGAUAAUUCUAUAAAUAUUAACAGCUUCGAAGCGCAUAAGAUGGCUGAUAUGUAUUCUCUUGGUCUUGUUUUGUGGGAAAUGGCACGAAGGUGUAUUACAGGUGAUAAAAUCACCAGCGCGGACGAGUACGCUCUUCCUUACCAUGAUUGCGUUCCAAGCGAUCCCAGCUUUGAAGAUAUGCUUCAGGUGGUAUCUGUUAAGAAAAUCAGACCUCAGGUACCUCUUCGAUGGGAUACGGAGGAUGUCCUGCAAGCCAUGUCCAAAAUAAUGCAGGAAUGUUGGCAUGCUAACCCUUCUGUACGGUUAACUGCCCUGCGAGUAAAGAAAUCGCUGGGAAAACUUAAUUUAGACACGAGCAUAAAAAUUGUUUAGUGCCUAAGUUUUAUUUUGUUGAAGUCACUUAUGUAAAAAUGAUUAUUAAAGAUGACACUGCU
This is a messenger RNA of Agrilus planipennis (emerald ash borer), 2320 nucleotides long. It is a transcript of the gene tkv, whose product is annotated as bone morphogenetic protein receptor type-1B. Gene Ontology annotation, cellular component: signaling receptor complex; plasma membrane. Bases 741 to 2258 code for a protein of 505 amino acids. Gene Ontology annotation, biological process: protein phosphorylation; BMP signaling pathway; dorsal/ventral pattern formation. Gene Ontology annotation, molecular function: transforming growth factor beta receptor activity, type I; SMAD binding; ATP binding. The transcript is spliced from 6 exons. NCBI's taxonomy places the organism in Eukaryota, Metazoa, Arthropoda, Insecta, Coleoptera, Buprestidae. The record is from RefSeq and is a predicted model, not a curated record.